UAUGAAUCCGAUUUAAGUUACAUGAAGUAAAUGAAGUGAUGAGCACAUUGUGAAGGCCAUGGAAGUGCUGCAAGUGACCAAAUAUGAUCACUUGGACACCGAUUCCUUUGACCAAUUGGUCUCCAAAGACGUGCCAUUUGUGAUAAGAGACGCCGACUUCGGUGGAUGUCUUAAUCGGUGGUCAGCCGACUAUUUGAUGGACAGAUUGAAAGAUAUAUCGGUUUCAGUGCACGUCUCGAAUGAACCGAAACUGGAUUUCGUGAACAAAAACUUUUCGUAUAAAACGAUGGCUUUGAACGAAAUGAUCGAUAAAUGUCUUAAUGAUCGCCAAAACUAUUAUUACUUGCGAUCCGUUGGUAGUGACCGACGGGCCAGAGAUGUGGCGGACAUCAGGACUCAGUUCCCCAGUAUUUCAGAAGACAUAACGAUUCCGUCGUUUUUAGCCAUUAAUGAAACCAAAGACGAGACACAAGACUCUGAUGGGAAGCAACUCUUUUCGAGCGUUUUUCGCAUUUCAUCGCAAGAUUUAGUUCUUUGGACGCAUUACGACAUUGUGGACAACAUCUUAGUGCAGAUCAGAGGCACCAAAAGAGUGGUUCUCUUCCCUCCCAACGACUCUCUCUUCCUAUACUUAGAGUCAGAUAAGUCGCGAGUCAUUGAUAUCGACGAACCCGACGACCAAAUGAAAGAGAAAUUUCCACUCUUUUUGAACGCCAGACGCUAUGAAUGCCUUCUGGAAGCGGGAGAAUCACUGUUCAUCCCUUCCCUUUGGUUCCAUAACACCAAAGCUCUUGAGUUCAGUAUUGGAAUGAAUUUCUUUUGGAAAGACAAACAAUUAUCGCAACAAAAUCUCUACAAUAAGAGCGAUGUUUACGGCAAUAAAGACUUAAAUCCAGCCAUCGAUGCCUUCACUAAUUUAGACAAAGCUAUGAAACAUAUCGACAAAAUGCCGCAAAAGUUUAGACAAUUUUAUUUACGGAUUCUUAUCAAUAAAUUACAGAAGAAAUUAACUUAA
Messenger RNA from Oppiella nova, 1015 nucleotides. The record is from the annotation of a GenBank genome assembly. NCBI's taxonomy places the organism in Eukaryota, Metazoa, Arthropoda, Arachnida, Sarcoptiformes, Oppiidae.